Messenger RNA from Dichotomopilus funicola, 879 nucleotides. RefSeq lists its product as uncharacterized. The transcript has a single exon. Lineage: Eukaryota; Fungi; Ascomycota; Sordariomycetes; Sordariales; Chaetomiaceae. The record is from RefSeq and is a predicted model, not a curated record. Bases 1 to 879 code for a protein of 292 amino acids.
AUGGUUGAUUCUCCAGCAAGACCGGCCACAAAACCGGCCACAAAGCCGACCGUUGACGAGCGACUGGCGAUACGUCGUCGCGGAUCCGCCCGGAUCGCCGCCCGCCCUCGCUCGUCUUCGCAGCCCUCAGAUUAUGCCCCGGAGACUAACGCACCUGGACCCACGGAACCCAACCCCGGGACGUUCUGGGAGACGACCGGAAGCCAGGAACCGGGAGUCUCAACUCCGGCCGCAGCCCCGACUCUGGCUGCGGUUACUCAGACUGUGGCCCCGAUUCUGACUGCACCCUUGGUUCUGACUCCAGACCUGACUCCAGCAGCGGUUCCGACUCCGACAGAGGCUCCGACCCGGAAAGCCUCUGUUUCAUCGAGAGGCCAGUCUAGGCCCGUGGAAGAGCCCACCUCCAUCCCGCGCCCUGUGCCAAAGAGUCCCGCGGCCUCUACGCCCGUUAGCCAGGUCAUCAGUCAGGCCGCCGCCCCUGACCAAUUUAAAGAUAAAGGCGAGGCCAGCGUCCAACCCCAGCAACCCCCAGCGGCAGACCGGGGAGAUCGCAAGGACGCGGAGCCCGAGCAGAAAGAGGGGGCACACUUUGCAGCCAACGAACUGAAGACUAUCCUCAAACCAUUGGCGGACGCGCAGGAGGCGGCUGGCUUGGCCGGGCCAUCCACCCCGAAGCCAUCAGGCAUCCCGAACCUAGCACAACCCGAUGACCCACCAUCCCCCCCUGGGCCCCCUUUUCCGGCCCCGCCGAUGAAACAUGACCCCGAACGGUACUCCAAGCCGGUCGAUAAAUAUGCCGUUCGCCCUGAUACCCCAACCUCCACAAGCCCGAAAAACGAGGUCGCAGUGAAUGAACCUGGGUUGGAGGUGAUGGAUUAG